Messenger RNA from Bombus pyrosoma, 2157 nucleotides. RefSeq lists its product as uncharacterized. Lineage: Eukaryota; Metazoa; Arthropoda; Insecta; Hymenoptera; Apidae. The coding region runs from base 286 to 1164 and encodes 292 amino acids. The transcript is spliced from 3 exons. The record is from RefSeq and is a predicted model, not a curated record.
UGAUAUGUAUCUUAAGAAAGAGGGAAGUUUAGAGAUUUUAAUGUAAAAACAUGUGUUAGUGUGGAUUCACAUAUGCGCUGCAUAAUUGUGACGUUCUGUCAUUCAAUGUCUAAGCUGCGCAUGAAACAUAGUUCUUUUUAUAGAUAAUCUAAUAGUUUCAUUUCACAAAGUUUAUGCUCAUUGUAAUUGAAUUUUUUGUGUCUCGAAUGCCUUGUCAUCUUCUAUUUAUCAGUAAUUAAUAAUUUUCGAAUGAUAUUUUCUUCGCGUUAGUUUGAAAAUUUCGUUAUGAGUGCUACAUUAAGCUCAAGAGCUGAACAAUAUUUCUACAGUAUAAAUCCCUUGGCACAAAGGAUAGGAGAAGAUAUAACUGCAACUAAGGAAGCUUACGAAGGCCUAUGGAACACAUUAAGCAUAGCAGAACGGAAUCAAGCAAUUAAUGAAACUAUCAUUCAACCAGAGGUUGCAUUAAAAUAUACUUUGAAAAAACAUGAGCUCACUAGAGAAUUACCCGAAUGGUAUCCGAAACUACGCAUACAGACAGGAAUGAAAUAUGUUAUCGAUGAAACUGGUUCUACAUUGCGAUGGCGUGAUGAGCAUUCAGCUCCAUUUUCAUUCAUGACUCAGUCACAGAUGAAUCUUAGUAUAAUAGAUUCAACAGAGGAUGCAAAAUCAAAAUUAAUAAGAACUCAAUUUGGAGAGUUACCACAUUUCUCAAGCCCAGCGAAAUCACAUAGAAACAAUUCAAACUCUCUUAAUGAUGCUUAUACUUCAUCUCAUGCGGUUAACCGCUUCCAAUCUGAUUGUUUUUCAAGUAAUAUUUUUGAGAAUGAGCAGUGUAGCAGUUUGUUGAAAGGCAAUGUUGAUAACGAUCAUUCUGAAAGUAUAUUUGCUAAACUGAUGAACAAGACGUCUUUAUUGAAAUUACAAAACAAUUUGGCAGACGAUAUGGAAAGUUUAGUCAGGGAAAGGGACUCAGAUACUGAUAAAAGUCAAACAAAUACAUUAGUGGUUAUGUCGCGUACAAAAUCAAGUGACAUUAAUGAGUCAACAGCGCUAUUAGAGACUCCUAGUUCUUACAGUAGUUUCCAAUCUUCUCAAUUGAAUCAGGAAGAAGAAGAAAGGACUAUACCAAAAACUGGUUUUGAAUUUCUUGAUAAUUGGUAGAUAUAUCGUGAUACGUACGAGAUACUAAAUACGUUUACAUUUAAAUUGCUACAUAUUAUUACUAAUUAUUAAUGUAAGUUUACGUUAAAUCGCGUUUGUACAAUUUUAGUUCCUAAAACGGUAAUGCCAUGACGGUAUUGAUCAACAUUUCUUUAGAUAAUAUUCAUUUUUUAAGGUACAUUUCUAGAUAUUUUCUAAUGUCACUUAUGAUCUCAAAUUGCGAUGCAUUUGCGAAUUAACUUUGCUAUGAAAUAUGUAUUGGUUGCGAAUUUGUGAGUUUAAUCAGGGGUAAUGAGUGCAUAUUCAAUACAGCAGAGUUUCUAUACAAUUUAUGUAAAUUCUCUAUCGCUAUAAUGAAGAGGCCUUUUUUUACAUCUAACUAUAUGCGGAAAUUUCGACAUAUAUCUACUGAUAUAUGAAAAACAAAGAAAAUAAUCAGAAACAUCGAGAAAAACACUUUACAAGGAUUUAACGCUUCAAUAUUUGUAUUUUCAUUUAGAGAAAUUUUUACGAUUUUAUAUUACGUGUAUAUUUUUAAGAUAAUCAUUGACUUUCAUUAUCUGAUCAUGAAAGAUCGUCGUCAGUUAUAUAAAGAAUAUUUAAUGAAAGACUGAAGAGGCUAUCUCAUUUCAUUUUUACUAUGUUCAUAUUCGAUAAGAUUCGCCAUUAACUGGUUUCUCAACCGUACGAUGAUACAUUUUAUAUAGACUAUUCAGACUAUUCAAUGGUUAAAUAUGUAGUCCUCUAUAGUAAUAGCAAUAAUUUAGAAUAAUUGAUGUUACUUGCUCUCUUCUUGUUCUUCUGUGUCGUGAGAGAUGAAUUAACGAACAGAAUAAAUCACGUGUAUGUGUCUGCGUGAAACGGGUUGUGCUUGCAUGUUUAGUAACUGAAAAAUAUCAAGUCAUUUUUUAUUGAAAUAUACAUACAUGUAUGUAUAUUAUACAGUAUUUUAGAAGCAUUUAUUAUAAUAUUUAAAUACAUUCAUUCAUGUAA